Magnolia sinica is the source of this 882-nucleotide messenger RNA. RefSeq names its product nitrogen regulatory protein P-II homolog. Gene Ontology annotation, molecular function: enzyme regulator activity; ATP binding. The transcript is spliced from 8 exons. Gene Ontology annotation, biological process: regulation of nitrogen utilization. Bases 95 to 703 code for a protein of 202 amino acids. Gene Ontology annotation, cellular component: chloroplast thylakoid; cytosol. The record is from RefSeq and is a predicted model, not a curated record. NCBI's taxonomy places the organism in Eukaryota, Viridiplantae, Streptophyta, Magnoliopsida, Magnoliales, Magnoliaceae.
CUUCUCAAAACCAGCGUUCUUCACAAGGGAUCCAAAGCCUCGAUAAACCCACGAUCAGUUCACUACCCGGGACUGCAACAAGCUGCUUCGAAUCAUGGCAGCCACCCUACCGUCCACGGCGAAAUCACGACCGCUCAAUUCCUUCUCUUCGCAUCCCAAACAACCUCCUCCUUUCGACUCGAGGCUGGUCAUUACCAAAUCGAAAAAACCCCAACCUCUAGAGCUCAAUGGAAGGCGGAAACUGGGAAGAAAUGCAUCGUUUCUUCCUGUAGUGAAAGCUCAAAGCUCACAAGAAUAUACACUGGAGUCGAAAUUCUAUAAAAUUGAAGCGAUUUUGAGGCCAUGGCGUGUCUCGCAUGUUUCAUCGGGAUUGCUUAAGAUGGGAAUUCGUGGCGUGACUGUUUCUGAUGUUCGAGGCUUUGGUGCCCAGGGCGGGUCAACAGAAAGGCAGGCUGGCUCUGAAUUUUCCGAAGACAAGUUUUUGGCUAAAGUGAAGAUGGAGAUUGUGGUGACCAAGGAUCAGGUUGAAGAAGUAAUUGACAAAAUAAUAGAGGAGGCAAGAACAGGAGAAAUCGGCGAUGGCAAGAUCUUUUUGAUACCAGUUGCGGAUGUAAUAAGAGUUCGCACAGGUGAGCGGGGGGAGAAUGCUGAGCGGAUGACUGGCGGACGUUCCGACAUGUUCUCUUCUGCAAUAUCUAUUUGAGAGGUCACAUGCAAUGAGAGUAAAACUUCCUUUUAGAUUCAUGACUAUUUUAGGGCAGAAGAUUAAGAGAAUAAAAAACAAAAAACUUUUCUUGGUUAUUUGCUAGCUUGAUUUUCAUCUGUAUGUUUACUUAUCGGGGCACUUUUCCAAAGAAAUGAGAUUUAAUACAUUUAAUUACA